Molecule: messenger RNA, 522 nt
Organism: Porites evermanni
Lineage: Eukaryota; Metazoa; Cnidaria; Anthozoa; Scleractinia; Poritidae
Source: the annotation of a GenBank genome assembly
AUGGCUCCACCGAAAAAGAAAAAGCGUUUGUCAAAGGCAGAGUGGAAAAAACUUAGAAAGCAAAGAGGAGCGAAAUCGGCGGAAGUUAGGGGACUUGGAGAAGGUAGUCGUAAAAAAUUUACUCUUCCUGCGAAGUGGAGGCAAUUGGUUUUUACAAAUGGCGGACGCAAGCGCGUUGAGUUUGAAAGCCCUGGGAAGACCAUUUAUAAAACACAAAAAGAGGUUGAGAAAACUCUGGUCAAAAGAAAUAUGAAGGAAUGCCUGGAUGACCGCUCAUCUACAGAAGAGUCGAUUCCGCAAGAUGAGUCAAGCGAGUGGGAAUGUGAGCCGGCUGAUGACGAAAAAGGAGUGCAGAAGCUCAGCAAAACUCUCACAUCUGAUGACACCGAAACAAAUAGCCUUGAGCGGAGAUUUUUCGUGUGCGAGUCCACACAACUGAUGGAUUUAGUUCAUCAAGUGAACAAGACAUCACAAUGCUCUACAAAAGACUGCAAUGGUAAGCGACUAUAUUCUGCGAACUAA